UGAGGUUUAAGGAGCGUUUGUCAGCAGUACCUGGCUUCAGUACAAAGUCUGCCUGCCUCUGCUGUGAACUUCCUCUCUUUCGGAUCCUAUAAACAGAAACCUGCUUUCAUGGUCAGACUGAAACCUGGUUGACAGUGUGAUCCAAGAGCUGCCUUUUUAAUUUUUCUGCGAACUAUAUUGCAAAACAUUAUUUCCCACCACACAAAAGGAUAAGAAUUUUAGCAAAAAGUCCGUGCUGUCAGCGGCAUAUUUAUGUUUACAUCAGCAAAUAUCUGGUCUGACCGGCAUGUGCAGUUGAGGAGUCAUCAUCAUGUAGGCUAAACCUGGGCAUUCCUCACUUCCCUGUAUGAUGAGAUCCUUUUCUGCCUUGACGUAUUUAAGUCUGCUGCUGCUUCUUUCAUCGAUCAAAGCCUCUCUGACAGCCUCAUGCAUUUUUAAUUGCCAAAUUAAGCUUGGCUUGAUCACUAUUAUUAAACGAACAAGGUGAAAAGAUGGCCAUCACGGGAUUUUCAGCAUACGUGUGUUUGCUUAUUGCAGGCUGCUUCUGUUGCAGCAAAGCUAUGCCGACGAAACUCAAGCAGGAGGCUGUGAACGACAGACCUGUGAUCGGUGUUUUGACUCAGAUAGUUUCAGAUGAAGUUCUGAAACCAUUCGGGAGGACCUUCAUUCCUGCCUCCUAUGUGAAGUACAUGGAGUCUGGAGGCAGCAGGGUGAUGCCUAUCAGGCUGACUCUUAGUGCGGCUGAAUAUGAAACGAUCUUCAGGCAGAUAAAUGGUUUGCUUCUCAUCGGGGGAGCCGCAGAUCUUGAGACGUCAGACUUUGCCAGGGUGGCCAAGAUUUUUUACACACUCGCUCGGGCGGCCAAUGAUGCAGGUGACUUCUUCCCCAUCUGGGGUACAUGCAUGGGCAUGCAGCUGCUGACUGUGCUGGUGGCCGGUGAAAACCUGCUGACGAACACCACGGCUGAGAACAUAGCCAUGCCCCUCAACCUGACCACAGAGGCCACCUCCAGUAGGAUGUUCGAGGGUUUCCCCAGCGAACUUAUGAUGGCUUUGAGCCAAGAGCCUCUGACUGGAAACUUUCAUCACUAUGGACUUACAGUAAAGACCUUCCAGGAAAAUGAGAUGCUGCAGAAUUUCUUCUCCAUCCUGUCUACAAAUAUUGCUGAGAAUGGAGCCCACUUUGUCUCAACCAUAGAAGGUAAGAGAUAUCCCUUCUAUGGAACACAGUGGCACCCUGAGGUGAAUCGUUUUCAGUGGAACAGAAAGCUGAACUUUCCUCACUCCCGUCACGCCAUUCAGUUGUCCUCUCUGCUGGCUGAGUUUUUCUCCAAUGAAGGAAGGAGAAGUUUACACCACUUCGACAAUCCUGAGGAAGAGGACUCGUCACUGAUUUACAGCUACACGCCUGUCUAUGCUGCAAACUUCACAGGAUAUGAGCAGCUCUACUUCUUCUGAGCCUUUGAACGAUCCAUUUCAUCCACUUGUGUGCUGAUUCAAAGAGGCACAUCAUCGCACUGUGUAGAGGUUUCUGCACCAGCACUUUGUUGUUUUAGGCAGGACAUUCAUGUGCUGUUAUUCCUAUUAAAGUACUUACUUGCA
Molecule: messenger RNA, 1601 nt
Organism: Scatophagus argus
Lineage: Eukaryota; Metazoa; Chordata; Actinopteri; Scatophagidae
Gene: gghl
Product: gamma-glutamyl hydrolase
Exons: 9
Coding region: 492-1457 (321 amino acids)
Biological process (GO): tetrahydrofolylpolyglutamate metabolic process
Cellular component (GO): vacuole
Molecular function (GO): gamma-glutamyl-peptidase activity
Source: RefSeq, a predicted model, not a curated record